GAGCCGGGGUUUGCCAUCGUGGCCGUGCUCCCUCACGGAGGGUGGUUCUCGUUACCGACCGGUCUCGCUGCCGGGAGGAGGCGCCCGCAUUGAGACGGGCAUCCCCCACAGCUCCCCGCGCUGUCGGUGCCUCCGAGCGGGGCCCGAUGGACAAAUACGUGGUUAAACGGCCUCCCGGGGAGACGGGGGGCGGCGGCGGCGGGAAGAGGCCGCGGGCGGAGGAGCCCGCCUCGGGGCAGUCCGCCUGGCAGGAGAUCCGCGCGGAGGGCCUGAGCUGCGACUACCGGCUCCUCUUCGGCAAGGCUGAGGCUGACGAGAUCUUCCAGCAGCUGGAAGAGGAGGUGGAGUACUUCGAAGGUGACAUGACGAAAUUGCACGUGUUUGGCAAAUGGCAUGACAUUCCAAGGAAGCAGGUAACCUACGGAGACCCUGAGUUAACAUACACUUACUCGGGCGUUACCUUUUCUCCAAAGCCGUGGAUCCCAGUUCUCAAUCGUAUCAGAGACCGCAUCACUUUGGACACAGGACAUACUUUUAAUUUUGUUCUCAUUAACAGAUAUAAAGAUGGUGGGGACCACAUAGGUGAACAUCGAGAUGAUGAGAGAGAACUGGUUCCACGCAGUCCUAUUGCAUCUGUGUCCUUUGGAGCUUGCAGGGACUUUGUUUUCAGGCACUGUGAUUCCAGAGGGAAAAAUGCAACGCGCCACAUUAAGCCCAUCAAACUGCAGCUAGCCCAUGGUAGCCUGCUGAUGAUGAAGUACCCCACCAAUGUGUAUUGGUACCACAGCCUGCCCACCCGCAAGAGAGUACUUGCCCCAAGAAUCAACCUCACAUUUCGGAAAGUGAUGACUAUAGCCAAGAAGUGAAAUACUCAGCAAUCAAGCACCAGGUCUUUUGACUCUGAAAAUAGAAGCUUUCUUCCCCAACAUAACAGUCAAUUUCUCAUUCAAACACUGUCUUUGAUGAUCCAAGGUACAAGAUGAACAAAUUAAACCAGGAGAGGAGAUAGCAUACUUGGUAACUUGCUAAUAAAGACUGCGACUACUGAUCUUAAAUACCAAGAAUACUUUUUCUCCGUGACAUGUUGCUGUAGUCCUGCUGAUACAUAUUUUUAAUGAGCAAUACCCUUGUUUUGCUCAGGAGGAAGUUUGUUCUCAACUGAUCAUAAUCUAGCUAGUUUUCCAAAAAGAUCAAAAUACUCUAUAUCCUUGAGAUAGCGGUGAAAUAGUUUAUAAAUACCAUAAAGUACAAGAUGUAAUCAUUUGGAGGGAGCCUGGAAGCUGAUACUGUUCAACAGGUGACACUUUCUUGUAUGCUCUGUCAAUAAGCUAUGGUUUGCUUGUUUUUUUAAAAAAAUAAAAUACAAAUAAGACUGACAUGAAAAAGAGGAGUGCUAAGAGAUUAAUAUAGUGAGUGCAACAUGGCUGGCUGCGUGUUUUACAGUCUCUAUGACUUUUGUCUGCAUAUGUUUCUCCGGUGCUCUACCUCCUCUGCUGAUGUGGGAGACUGGGUUCUUUCAGUCAGUAGUGUGGUGGGGCAGGAGGAAGCACGACGUGCUACUGCACAGGGAGAGGGCCUCUUCUUCCUUGGGUCCUUUGCAGAGAAACCAGGAAGCAUAAGAUGACCUUUUGGGGAAAGACUAGGUUGGACCAUUUAUAUGGACAACACAGCAUGAAAGGCUAUAACUUCUGAGAGUGUCUGUUUUCUAAAUAAUUAUUCCUAGGGAUUCCAUGCUGGCUACCUGAAAGCCAUCACCUUCCAUGCUGACAGUUAAUCCUGCCGAAAUGAGGAAAGACCGUCCAAAGCCACCAACGGGUCUCGCGGAAUCAAGUGAUGGUAAGUACUGAGCGAGAAUGUGAACUGAUCCUUGUGUAACCAGGCUACAAGCAUCUGAAUUAGUGAUGGGCUCUAUCCUUCAGCGGUAGGUCCGUUAGGGCUACGGAAUUAACAUCUGUUUAGACAAUUUGGAGUUGGUACUUCCCACCCCCUGCCACUACCAGAAAAUGAAGUGUGAAGAGCUCCUGCAUGAAUGCUUCUCAUCCA
Messenger RNA from Harpia harpyja (harpy eagle), 2043 nucleotides. It is a transcript of the gene ALKBH2, whose product is annotated as alkB homolog 2, alpha-ketoglutarate dependent dioxygenase. Gene Ontology annotation, biological process: DNA repair. The transcript is spliced from 3 exons. The record is from RefSeq and is a predicted model, not a curated record. NCBI's taxonomy places the organism in Eukaryota, Metazoa, Chordata, Aves, Accipitriformes, Accipitridae. Bases 147 to 866 code for a protein of 239 amino acids.